Molecule: messenger RNA, 1749 nt
Organism: Enterobius vermicularis (human pinworm)
Lineage: Eukaryota; Metazoa; Nematoda; Chromadorea; Rhabditida; Oxyuridae
Source: the annotation of a GenBank genome assembly
AUGAAAAAAAUCUUACCUGAUAUAGUUCAUGAUCAAGUAUUAAAGGAAAAAGUUAUUGGUUAUAAUGAUGAUGGUUCUUAUAAUACAAUUACACGAACUUGGAAGAAUCCUGAAUACUUAACAUAUAUGCAAUAUUGGGUAUACAAUUAUACUAAUUCAUUGGAAAUGCAGCAUCGAGGUGCCUAUCCAGAUAUGCUUGAGAAAGGUCCAUAUUCAUAUCGUGAAUAUCAGUCAAAUAAUGUUGAGGGAUGGUCUGAGGAUGAAACAGUAGUUUUUUAUCGACGAAAAUCUGUGUUUAUUUUUGAUAAAGCAACCUCUUGUUCAACUUGUAGACCUGACGACAUAUUUAUUGUUCCAGAUAUAAUUUUUUUUAAAUUGAUGGAUAUUCUGACAAGUCCUCAGGAGGUUCACAAUAUUCUUUGUACCCUCCCAGAAAUUGCUGGUCAAUCAUUUUGCGAUGCUAUAAGCAUGGAAACACUUCAAGAAGCUAUAAAGAAUUUUUCAGAUUAUAUUUCGAUUGCAAUGAAAGCUCGCGGUGCUGGGCCGUUUAUACCUGUGACAGUUAACGAUCUGCUUUUUAACGGUUUUGAUGAUCCACUGAUAACGCGAGUUGCAAACUUCUUACUGGACAUAAUUCAAGAAAUCUUACCUCUACUUAUUCAGGAUGCAUCAUCUAUUCUUGACAUUUUACCAAAAUCACUGGAAACCCCAAAAGCAAAUUUGAAUGUGAAUAAUAAUACGCUCCAAUUACAAUUUCAAAUGCGUACUGGUAAAGAUGAUAUUGAUACAGUCGGUGAAGUAUUAUCCUUUUAUGAUGAUGAAAAUGGAACAAACACUGAUGGAAAUUUGCUACCAGAAUCCUGGUGGUCUGCACCAGACAUAGAUCAGUGUUCACCAAGUCAGGCGAUCCUUGCUCGACGUCUGAAUGGAACGUUAGGAGAUUUCUUUAAACCAUUUGUUGAAAAGGACGAUAGGUUGUAUCUUUACAUUCCAGAAAUUUGCAGGUCGCUGUAUAUGGUUUAUGAUAAACAACUGACCAUAAAAGACAUCAAAGGAAUGCAUUUUAUAUUACCAGAUGACGUGUUCAAUUAUGAUUUAGAGCAUAACUGUGGCUUUUGCCAUCGUCUCAAGCACGAUAUGUAUGGUAAAAAAAGUGGUCAGAUAUGCUUACCAAAUGGAUUGUUAGAUAUCAGUCAAUGCACAAGAUUGACUCCACCAAUCGCUGUAUCAAAACCACAUUUUCUUGGCGCUGCACCAGAAAUUUUGCAUAUGUUUCCUCGUAUGAAACAGAAUAUCAAAGAUGAUGAAGUGUCGGUUGAUAUUGAACCGAAUAUGGGAAUUGUACUGAAAGCUGAUAAACGAUUACAAAUCAACGUGGUUGUUGGGCGUUAUAAUGUUACUAAAACGUACAAUGUUUUAUUACCUGGAGUUUAUCCAAUUGUUUGGCUAAACGAAUCUUUUCUUAUCGAUGACGGUACGGUUAGCGAUUUGAACAGCCGGUUGUUUAACCCUCAAAAACUGGUCAAAAUUCUGUGCUGGGUCUUUGGAGUUGGUCUAGGAGCAUUAUGCAUUGUAAUUUCAGUAAUACUUGGUGUUUGUAGCGUAUUCCGUCUAAAACAGAAAACUCCCAAAGCCAAAGAAGUCGAUGUAAAUUUGUCUUCUCAAGAAAAUAUGAAAAAUAUGCUUCAAAACAAGACCACAGAGCUUCGGUACCGCGGUUCAGUGGGAAGUAGUAAAACCGAAAAUUGA